GUUUAAGUGAUUCGUUUGUAGCGGUGCUCCUCUAUUUGUUUGUGUCCCAUUCUACAAGUUUGAGACCAGCACUCAUUUUUACUCCAAAAUUCCCUUCUAAGUUCUUGAAAGUCACAUUUAUGGGCAGUUGUUUUUCCAAGUCCGAGGGAGAAACCAAAGAAAAGACCACUACCCAAAAGACUAGAUUUACCUCCACAGAACAAAGAUUAGGCUCUGAAGUGGCUACCGAGGCUCCCAAGACUUCCAAACAAGAGCCAAAUAGACAAUGGAACGAAAAGCAGUCCCAAGGUCAGCCAGCAGGACAUAAACUCGGUUCUUUAAAUGAUCAUACAAACGCUGGUUCUGAUAAUACCAGGGCUGAAGCUGCUAGAGCUGCAGAGGAAAGAUACAACAAGCAGCAGCAGAAAAUUAAGGAAAGCUCUUCCAAGUUGAAAGCGAUGUCUAAAAUGUCAAGACUGGAAAAGGGACUUUAGUCCGUUUUAAAGAACUUAUAGCUAUUUGUGUGAAAUCUACAAAAUUUAAACAAUACGAAAAGUGUAACGAACUCCCAAACUGUGUUUUUAGUCGAAUACUGUUAGAGUGGUUGUAAACUGUUCAAAAAAACUUUUAAAAGACCCAACUAGUUCCAGAUCUAACAGUUGUAUACUUAUGUUCAUAAUAUAUUGAAAGCGUGUAGAAUAGUCUAUGUAACUAAAAGUUAGUUUCCAGUAUCUAAAUGCGAAAAUCAGUAAUUAUUUAUAACUUAUAUGACAAGUGUUCAUGAUGAUGAAAUCGAUUUUUGGGAGCAAGUCUUUUUAUGAACAAGAAAGGGAUAAGAUCAAAGAAGACUUGAAGCUCCCCUUGUUGGAAUUGGUCCUUGAGUAUCUACCACACGUCCAAGAAUCAAUAAAGGAGCAGGAAGAUCUGUGGGAGCUCAUUGCAAUUAAAUUGAAUGAUCAUCGAUUUGUGGAUGCCAUAAGAGGGGGCACCUCUUCCCAUCCCAAGGGAAGCAAAACCAAGAACAAUUCAAGGGAAUUCAACCUUAGUGAACUUCCAAUGCUUAGUGGUGUUUUCGUGAAAGAGCUAUUCGAAAGUAUUAUGAGAGAAUUCGAAGACGGCGUACCUCAAUAUAAUUGGAACCAUAGAAUUUACAGAACGCGGGUAGUUGUUCCUGCCGAUGGUCAUCAAGAUGGUUCCAUAUACUAUGCGUUCAACUUUCCUGUGAAGGAAGCGUAUUCCCAAAGAGAAGAUUUAAUAUGCACUGAGCUCUUCUAUCUAAAGGGCAUUGACGUGGAAACGAAAGCCAAAAUUUCCAAAGACAAGCUAAUAAGGAGAAUUACCGAGCAAGAAUCAGAGAAAACCCUUAGAAUAGCCGAAGACUUGAACCAAGCUCGUAUAUCAACCAAUGACAAGAGAUUGGAAGCUUGCAUCGAAGAGCUCAAGAAGAAAGAUCUAAGAAUUGAGACACUCGAUCGUGAAAACAAAAGACUCAUGGAGUUGAAUCAAACGUUGCUAGAGGAAUUGAAUGAACUCAGGUCCUGACAUCGUUAUUCACAACUUAAAAAUUUAUAGAUAUUACAGCCCCUGUAUACAACCCAUAAUCACCAAACUCUUACAGCUUGGUUUUGAAAAACCGCGAACAACCUUGAAAUAAAAUAACUUAGCAAG
Molecule: messenger RNA, 1647 nt
Organism: Yamadazyma tenuis ATCC 10573
Lineage: Eukaryota; Fungi; Ascomycota; Pichiomycetes; Serinales; Debaryomycetaceae
Source: RefSeq, a predicted model, not a curated record